AUGUUCGCAACGGGCGAGCAUCUGCCAGCAAUUCGAUCAGUUUCAAAUUUGUCACUCAAAGCAGUCUAUUCAAGAUCACAAAAAUCGGCAGAGGCGCUCGCAAAGAUGGCUGGAGACGGCGUGGAAGCGUACUUCGAAAUUCCCAGCACUGCAGACCGAAAUCUUGAUGUCUUGUUAGCACGGUGCGAUAUCGAGGCGGUCAGUGUUGCAGUCAGCAUCUCUAAAUCACCUGAUCUCAUCAGAAAGAGCCUCGAGGCAGGGAAAAGCGUUCUCAGUGAAAAGCCGAUCGCUCCGACUGUUUCGAUCGCCCAGGACCUUGUCGAGCUAUACAACAAGCAGCGUCAAGCAAAGCAAAUCUUAUGGGCAGUGGGAGAGAACUUCCGAUUCUGGAAUUCGAUCAACAGAGCCGCUGGCAUCAUUCGAAAGCUGGAGGCCACGAUUCUCACAUUCCGAUGUGAGAUCUAUCACUUCAUCGGUGUGGAGGACAAAUACUUCCACUCGGACUGGCGUCAGGCGGCGAGCCACCCAGCUGGAUUCGUGCUCGACGCAUGUAUCCACUUCAUAGCAAUACUUCGCUUCCUGCUUGCUGCAGGCGGACACACCAUAGCAACAACAUCUGCGCAUGCGACAAUGCUUGAUCCUGCACUUCCACCAGUAGACUCCGUCUUUGCAGUCUUGCAGACCGACAAAGCCGCCAGUGGAACAUUUCGGUUCUCAGUUGGCAUUCCUUUCCUGGACGGGAUAGAUUAUGAUAUUGUGACGGACAUGGGAAUUGUUAGCGUCCGUGGCCCAACUGUAGUUACAACGCAGUUGAAGGAUGACGCUGGCAAGGUGAUUGAGGACAAAUUCGAAGAUGACAUGACUUUCGGAGUUCCAGACGAGUUUGCGGCCUUUGGGGCUGCAUUGAACGGCGUUAAGUUAGACUCCAGGAUAUCGGUUGAGGAAGCUAUGGCUGAUCUGAAACUCUUGGAGGCCAUGCUCAGAUCGAACGGCCAUAAUGUACAGCUUGGCUGA
Messenger RNA from Exophiala bonariae, 1014 nucleotides. RefSeq lists its product as uncharacterized. Gene Ontology annotation, biological process: NADPH regeneration. The record is from RefSeq and is a predicted model, not a curated record. Gene Ontology annotation, molecular function: nucleotide binding; oxidoreductase activity. The transcript is spliced from 3 exons. Lineage: Eukaryota; Fungi; Ascomycota; Eurotiomycetes; Chaetothyriales; Herpotrichiellaceae. Gene Ontology annotation, cellular component: cytoplasm. Bases 1 to 1014 code for a protein of 337 amino acids.